Mesoplodon densirostris (Blainville's beaked whale) is the source of this 1131-nucleotide messenger RNA. RefSeq names its product galanin receptor 3 (gene GALR3). Gene Ontology annotation, molecular function: galanin receptor activity. Bases 1 to 1131 code for a protein of 376 amino acids. The record is from RefSeq and is a predicted model, not a curated record. Gene Ontology annotation, cellular component: membrane. The transcript has 2 exons. Gene Ontology annotation, biological process: neuropeptide signaling pathway; adenylate cyclase-modulating G protein-coupled receptor signaling pathway; negative regulation of adenylate cyclase activity. NCBI's taxonomy places the organism in Eukaryota, Metazoa, Chordata, Mammalia, Artiodactyla, Ziphiidae.
AUGGCAGAUGCCCAGAACGUUUCGCUAGACAGCCCAGGGAGUAUGGGGGCUGUGGCAGUGCCCGUGGUCUUUGCCCUCAUCUUCCUGCUGGGCACAGUGGGCAAUGGGCUGGUGCUGGCAGUGCUGCUGCAGCCCGGCCUGAGUGCCUGGCAGGAGCCGGGCAGCACUACGGAUCUGUUCAUCCUCAACCUGGCAGUGGCCGAUCUCUGCUUCAUCCUGUGCUGCGUGCCUUUCCAGGCCGCCAUCUAUACGCUGGAUGCCUGGCUUUUUGGGGCCCUCGUUUGUAAGGCUGUGCACCUGCUCAUCUACCUCACCAUGUACGCCAGCAGCUUCACGCUGGCGGCUGUCUCGGUGGACAGGUACCUGGCCGUACGGCACCCGCUGCGCUCGCGGGCCCUGCGCACGCCGCGCAACGCCCGCGCCGCCGUGGGUCUGGUCUGGCUGCUGGCGGCGCUCUUCUCGGCGCCCUACCUCAGCUACUACGGCACCGUGCGCUACGGCGCGCUCGAGCUCUGCGUGCCCGCCUGGGAGGACGCGCGCCGCCGCGCCCUCGACGUGGCCACCUUCGCCGCCGGCUACCUGCUGCCCGUGGCCGUGGUGAGCCUGGCCUACGGACGCACGCUGCGCUUCCUGUGGGCGGCCGUGGGUCCCGCGGGCGCGGCGGCGGCCGAGGCCCGGCGUAGAGCCACGGGCCGCGCGGGGCGCGCCAUGCUGGCGGUGGCCGCGCUCUACGCCCUCUGCUGGGGCCCGCACCACGCGCUCAUCCUCUGCUUCUGGUACGGCCGCUUCGCCUUCAGCCCGGCCACCUACGCCUGCCGCCUGGCUUCGCACUGCCUCGCCUACGCCAACUCCUGCCUCAACCCACUGGUCUACGCGCUCGCCUCGCGCCACUUCCGCGCGCGCCUCCGCCGCCUGUGGCCCUGCGGCCGCCGCCGCCCCCGCUGCCCCCCGGGCGCCCGCCGCGCCCUCCGUCGCGUCCGCCCGGCGUCCCCAGGCCCCGCCGGCUGCCUCGGGGACGCUAGGCCUCGCGGACAGCUGCCGACGGGCGGCGGCUGGGGCGGGGAGCCGGGUCGGGAACCGGCCCGCGGCAGAGAGCCUGGCCGGGCCCUGCCUGCCCGAGGACCGGAAUAA